GACAGAUAGUGACCACUCAAAAGAUACGGAAGCUAUUUAUUGUGUAAAUUGAAGGAAUUCAUCCUCUGAUAGAGAAUCUAAGGAGAAAAAAAGUAAAUAAAGGGGAUCUAUUCCCAUAAAGCAUAAAACAAGUAUCAAGUACCAUGUCCAGCAGUAUGCAUGCGAAACAUAGAUUUAUUCUGUUACAUUACCUUUUUCUUUCACAGUUCCUCAAUAACUUUUCUUCUCGGAGUUCAAAACAACAACAUUGACGGUUCUCUUGAUGCAUGUUAGCAUGCGAUCUCGAUCUAGCUAACGUGCGCCCCCGCCGUGUUUUGAAAUGGCUAAGAAGAAGAGGAAUAAUGGGAAGAAACUCUUUAAUAUUGGAUUAAGAGCAUCCAAUUCGGGAUUGAUUUCUCCUAUAGAUCAAUCUGAUACUGGUUUUAUGAAAGAUGAUGAAGAUUUUAAUUUGGAGGUGGAGGUUAUAGGGUCAACGGGACCCAAAGGAGAGAAAAAGAAGAAGUUGAUGGUGGAUAUUUUGAGCUUGGCUGCUCCUCAAGUUCAAAUCUAUCCUCAGAAAUCUGGAGUUCAAAUGAGAAUUAUCAAUAAAGCUCCGUUCUCCCAAUCUGGUGCUGUUUGCUCUCCUAGGAUUUCUUGGGCGGAUGAGGUUGAUUUGGAUGUGGAUUCAUCUCCUCACCAUCGGACUUCAAAUUUGCACAUCAAGGGGACUUAGAGGCGAUCCGACAAGCUUUGGAGGAUCCCGCUUCAAGUUCAUAUGGAACAUCAUGCACACGCCCACUAGGCGAUGGCCCUAAUGAGGUUUGCGAGUUUGAAUCGAUUAAUGAUUUAUCUAGUGAUGAACUUGCUUGU
Molecule: messenger RNA, 849 nt
Organism: Asparagus officinalis (garden asparagus)
Lineage: Eukaryota; Viridiplantae; Streptophyta; Magnoliopsida; Asparagales; Asparagaceae
Exons: 2
Coding region: 320-712 (130 amino acids)
Source: RefSeq, a predicted model, not a curated record